Messenger RNA from Triticum turgidum subsp. durum (durum wheat), 1071 nucleotides. Lineage: Eukaryota; Viridiplantae; Streptophyta; Magnoliopsida; Poales; Poaceae. The record is from the annotation of a GenBank genome assembly.
AUGGACCGGUACCAGAGGGUGGAGCGACCGCGGCCCGAGUCGGCCAUCGCCGAGAACGAGAUCCGAAUCACCGCCCAGGGGCUUAUCCGCAACUAUGUCUCCUACGCCACGUCCCUCCUCCAGGACCGGAAGAUUAAAGAGAUUGUUCUGAAAGCCAUGGGACAGGCAAUCAGUAAGUCUGUUGCUGUGACAGAGAUUAUCAAGAAAAGAGUACCGGGGUUGUACCAAGAUACUAACAUCAGCUCUGUCAGCAUAACUGAUGUCUGGGAACCUAUUGAAGAAGGCCUUGUCCCACUGGAGAUGACUCGCCAUGUUUCAAUGAUUUCAAUUACUUUGUCUCCAGUAGAGCUGGACCAAAAUUCCCCAGGGUAUCAAAGCCCAGCUUAUGUUGACCAGCCCAGGCAACAGCAGCGCCUCCAGCAGGCACCAGCGCCGCUGCGUCAACCUCGCCAACAACCAUCUGAUUAUGACGACUCCUAUGUGCGGGGUCGUGGCAGAGGAAGGGGCCGUGGACGUGGUAGGGGUUGGGGUAGAGGAGGUUAUGGCGGAUAUGGAAACAACCAAGGUGGGUACAACCAAGGGGGGUACAAUCAAGGUGGAUACAAUCAAGGCGGGUACAACCAAGAUGGUGGGUACUAUGAUAAUCAAGGCGGAUACAACCAAGAUGGUGGGUACUAUGAUAAUCAAGGUGGGUAUGGCGGUGGAUAUGGCUACAACCAAGGCCGACAAGGAAACUACCAAGAAAAUGGUGGAUAUAACCGAGGACGGGGUGGUAUGCGUGGAAGAGGCAAUUGGAGUUACCGUGGGGGAUAUGAGCGUGGCAGGGGUGGCGGUGCUCCAGGUGGGAGGGGAUAUGAAGGUGGAAGGGGAUAUGACCAAGCUCCUGCUGGAAGGGGCUACGGAGGUGGAAGGGGAUAUGAAGGCGGAAGGGGAUAUGACCAAGCCCCUGCUGGAAGGGGAUACGAAGGCGGAAGGGGAUAUGACCAAGCUCCUGCUGGGAGGGGGGGAUACGAGGGCGGAAGGGGGUAUGGAAGGGCUCGUGGAAGAAUGGCUCGUGGGCGAGGGUACUGA